This is a messenger RNA of Carassius gibelio (silver crucian carp), 1832 nucleotides long. RefSeq names its product adhesion G protein-coupled receptor E3-like. NCBI's taxonomy places the organism in Eukaryota, Metazoa, Chordata, Actinopteri, Cypriniformes, Cyprinidae. Gene Ontology annotation, molecular function: G protein-coupled receptor activity. The transcript has 9 exons. Gene Ontology annotation, cellular component: membrane. The record is from RefSeq and is a predicted model, not a curated record. Gene Ontology annotation, biological process: adenylate cyclase-activating G protein-coupled receptor signaling pathway; cell surface receptor signaling pathway. Bases 96 to 1364 code for a protein of 422 amino acids.
AAUGAUUGAAUUGGACUUUCAUAAAAAAAAAAAAUAAAUAAGACAAAUACUAUAAAUAAAUGACUGUUUGUGUUUAAUCAGAGGGACAAGUCUUCAUGGUAGGGCCACAGGUCACUUUAGAUAAAAUCCCUCGACUUGACACGACAAAUUCAUCUGUGGACAUUGAUCUCAUUGGGAUCGCCAAGAACAACAAUGAAACAAGAUCAGCUGCUGUGGCGUUCAUGAGCUACAACACGAUGGAGAACCUACUGAAGCCAGACUUCUUCAACACAUCGAAUAAGACGGUUAAAACCAUGAUGUCCACUGUGAUCUCAGCUACUCUUCCCAAAACCAGAAACACUAAACUGACCGAGCCAGUCAACUUCACGCUCAAACACAUCAGAGAGUUUGAUCCCAGCGGUUCUCUGUCCUGUGUGUACUGGAAUAUCAGCGAGUGGAUUGUAGAUGGUUGUGUUGUUUUAAAGACCAACGGCAGUUAUACUGUGUGUUCCUGUGAUCAUCUGUCGACGUUCGCUCUCAUCAUGCAAACCAGCCAGCCGCCGGCGAGCGACCCACUUCUGGAGUUGUUGAAUUUGGUGUGUGUGUUUGUGGGGCUGGUGUUCUUCAGUUUGGCCCUGUUGACCUUUGCCCUUUGUCACUGGAGUCCUGGAGUGAAUAAUGUGGCUCGAAUCAAUAUCUGCAUCAGUCUUCUGUUGGCUCACCUUCUGCUUCUGCUUACACAGCAGUUCCUGAGCAUCAUACAGCAUCAGAAGGUGUUGUGUGCCGUCAUCUCAGGCCUUCUGCACUUCCUCUUUCUCUCCGGCUUUGUGUGGAUGUUCAUCGAAGCUGUGCUUCUCUUCAUCUGUGUGAAGAACCUAUCACAGAUCAGCUUCAAAAAGAGCGAGGUGCUUAGCAGUGGAUUCCUGUGUGUGAUUGGAUAUGUGGUUGCUCUGGUUGUGGUGUGUGUGUCUGUCGGUCUGGUUCCUGAAGGCUACGGCAGCGAACACUGCUGGCUUAAAAUGGAAAAAAACUUCAUCUGGAGUUUUCUUGGUCCUGUUUGCUUCAUACUAGCAUUAAACAUGAUUCUCUUCAUCAAGAUCCUCAUCACUCUGAACUCAGCUCUAAAAAAUCUCAACGCUGAAGUCUCACAGAUGAAACAAACCAAGAUCUUGGUGUUUAAAACACUGGCUCAGUUUGUGGUUCUCGGUUGCUCCUGGAUUCUUGGUUUCUUCACUAAUGACAGUAAGGUCCUGGAGAUCCUCUUCCUGAUCUUGAACUCGCAGCAGGGAACCUUCAUCUUCCUGAUCUACGGCGUUCUCAAUAAUGAGAUCAUGCAGCAGUACAGGAAGUUCUUAAGAUGUCUUUGCUGCAUCAGACAGCACUGAAGGCUACAGAAUCAUGUUCAGGAAGUAAAAGUUUUGCUAAAAUGCCGUUAUUAUACAAGUGAUGCCAUACUUACAGUAAAAUACAUAAUCAAUGUUUUGGAUGUUAACUGUAGUCUCUGCUCCUUUCUGUAAUUGGUAAACAAACAUUUUUACCAGUCUUUUGAUAUUACUACUUGAAAUACUAUGAAUGUAGAACGUAUACAUCCCAUUUUCUUGGUGGUUUGUGAAAAACAUAUUUGUACAGUCUUUACAGACUCAAAAUGUUAGGCUUAAGCUGAAAAAAACAAAAUUAUGAAUUUUAUGAGACUAACACUAAUUUUUGGUUUAUUGAGCUUUCUUCUGCAAGGACACUUUCUAUGUUACUUUUAAUAUUCAAAUGGCAAAAUGAAUGUUCAGGUCAGUCUCACAGGUUUUAUAGGUGUGUUGGAUUUACCUUAAAAAUAAACUAUUACAAUCACUAAAUGAACA